Nomia melanderi (Alkali bee) is the source of this 4376-nucleotide messenger RNA. Its product is annotated as ethanolaminephosphotransferase 1. Gene Ontology annotation, cellular component: Golgi apparatus; endoplasmic reticulum membrane. Gene Ontology annotation, biological process: phosphatidylethanolamine biosynthetic process. Gene Ontology annotation, molecular function: ethanolaminephosphotransferase activity. NCBI's taxonomy places the organism in Eukaryota, Metazoa, Arthropoda, Insecta, Hymenoptera, Halictidae. The record is from RefSeq and is a predicted model, not a curated record.
GUGUUCCAAUAUUCAUUAAAACCUCCUCGCGAGUCCGAUAAUCACCGUUCUCGGUUAUAAAUUAUGAUGACCUCUUUCCUGAUGAUCUCAGUUGAUCGGUUACAUAAACGCCACGCAAACGGUCCGUUGUGAGACGCAUUACCGACAUAAGUACAGCAGUAAUCGUCGCUCUGGCGACUUGACUCAGUGAUACGUUCGGGAAUUCGCGGGGCCACUACAUUCCUAAACUGGAGCUUACAUUUUAUCGCAUCCCAGACACCCAAGCAAGCCGGUUAUCUCGCGGCCCUGACAACGGCACGCGAUCCAAUUCAAGAGUAAUGCGCUAUCUAUACGCAGUUCCGUGCAUACGGCUCUCCUCUCCCCUUUCGUUUUAAACGCCGGGCAGGAGGAUCGAUCGGACGACGCUCGUCGCGCCGUUCCUCGCAGUCUCGCCAGUUGACACGUGAGAAUCGGCCUUCAGGCGAGACGAUUCGGGACAGUCGUAUCGCAGUAAUCGUUCACGCAGCCUGGUGUCACGAUGAAUCGACGUUGAACGGCUAGCCACUCGACAAGGAGCACGUGCUCGACCCGCAACCCCUCAGUGCCUUUCAUGCGGACAUCUCCAACGUACACGCGGCGUCUUUUACCGGGGAACAACGCGGCCCCGAUGAGGUGAACGAUCACGCCUACCCAAGUCCAGCGAGCCACGUCUUCUCCAGCCCCACGUACCCAUAACCCGGCGAUACCAUGUACCGGAAACUGGGCCUUGAGGUCCAAUAUUUAACGGACCAACACCUGGCCGGCUUCGAGAGCUACAAGCUGUGUGGAUACAAGCCCCCUUAGUGUGUAUAUUAUGCACCCAUUUUGGGACAAAGUAGUGCAGUAUUGUCCAAAAUGGGUUGCCCCGAAUGUGUUAACUUUCUCUGGAUUUCUUUUCACCGUUCUGAACUUCACAAUGUUUGCAAGUUAUGAUUAUUAUUUGUAUGCAUCCAGCGAUGAUAAACCACAAUAUCCACCUAUACCAAGAUGGGUUUUUGCAUUGGGAGCAUUUAAUGUUUUUAUGGGACACACACUUGAUGGUAUAGAUGGAAAGCAAGCAAGGCGGACACAGACAUCUGGUCCCUUAGGGGAAUUGUUUGACCAUGGACUAGAUAGUUGGACAACAAUGUGGAUUACUGUGUGUAUGUACUCUGUAUUUGGUAGGACAGAUCAUAGUGUGUCCCCAUUGAGAAUGUACUUCAUAUUAUGGAGUGUAUUUAUAAACUUCUAUCUGACUCAUUGGGAAAAGUAUAAUACUGGUGUACUGUUCCUUCCAUGGGGCUAUGAUAUAUCUAUGGUAGGUACUACUACAGUGUUUAUUAUAUCAAGUAUAGGAGGACACGAGACAUGGAAGUUCAUGCUGCCUGGUGAGAUAUCUGUGGGAGUGAUGUUCGAAAUUGCACUCUAUGUCACGGCAAUUCUGACCAGUUUACCCGUGGUGCUUUGGAAUAUAUAUAAAUCAUAUAGGGACAAGACUGGUAAAAUGAGGACAUUCUUAGAUGCCAUAAGACCUUUGAUACCGUUAAGCAUACUUUUCGCAAUCUCGACAAUUUGGGUGAUGCACUCACCUAGCAAUAUAGUGGAGAAAGAUCCCAGAAUCGUUUUUCUGACUGUUGGAACUAUCUUCUCCAAUAUAUGUUGUCGAUUAAUUGUGUCACAAAUGACCAAUGUCAGAUGCGAAAUAUUCUCUUGGAUACUGCUGCCUGUAGGAGUAGCAGCAGCCUUCUCUUAUAUCCUACCUAGCACAGAUCUGGCAUUCACAUACGUAGUAGCAAUAAUUUCGCUGCUUGCUCAUAUUCAUUAUGGCACUUGUGUGGUGCGCCAGAUGUGUCGCCACUUCCGCAUUCAUACGUUCCGUAUCAAGGACCGCGUCGAUUGACUACUUGCCGACGAUACAUGUUAAAAACGAAGAAACAAAGUGAGUCGGAGUCAGCUACGAAUCUGUGAGUACAGAGCAGACAAGGGCAGAAAGCGAAUCAGAUGGGAAUAACAUUUUCGAACGGUACAGAGAUCACGUUCCCAAGCGUCUCUUAGGCAAGGGACACGGUGAACGAUAGUGGACUUUAGACAUCAUUCAUGCAUCCAGUCAUUGCUGAUCACAUAUCCAUGAAAGAAGUACCUGUUCAGUGAUCUUAUUUAUUUUUUCGCAGAGACGUUUUUUUUGUUCAUCCUCAUGUCGCUGUGAUAACAUAACCGCUGCAAUCACGCUUCUUUGGUACCGGGUAACAUUAUACCAUUAUUGGAGGUUAGAGUGUUUAGAGCAGAUCUUAGGAAACAAGGGAGGAAGCAAGGUGAUAGCACUCUAUCGACUUCUGUACUGUCUUUUUGUGUUCAGUUCGUAAACUCUGACUGUGUAUAAAGAGAGGCUUUUCGUUCUUCGUUUUUAACAUGUAUUGUCUGUGUAGUUGACCGCCUGAUCUAACUCGGUAUGGCUGUGUACGUCUGAUAAUGGUCUCCACGUACAGUCUGUACACUUGUAGGCGACGGUAUAGUGAAAUAGUAAAUGGGUAAUAAAAUGGAAAUUAGGAGUUAGUUAAAAGGGUUCCCUUUUUUCUUAUUAAAAAGAGAAAUUAAUUUAACAGGAAGUUGCUUUGAACAAGAUACUUUUCAUCGAUUGCUAUUUGCUGUUUCAUGAUAUUGUUGCCUUAAAUUGUACUGUCAAUGGAUAAGGAUAUAGUGCAUAUGAUAUUCAGAAGAAAAUCGUUGUACUGACUUUUAAAGUGACACGACAUCUAAAUUUGGUUUAAGACGUUUUUGACUGUCUUAGCCCAGAUUUAGGUGUUUCACGCUGUGAAUUUCUUUGAAGAUAGUUGAAGUGAGGCUACUAUGUUCCUGAAUUCCCAAAUGAAUUUUCUGAAAUUGCUAUGUCUUGUCUAUUAACUGUAAGUGGAGAGCAGAGGUCUUAAAGCGUGAUAUACGAUUAAUUUUGAUGUUACAUAGACGCCGAGCUAGCUUAGAAUAGUGAAUAUCGAACAAAGAUCGAUGGAAGAUUAUCGGGUUUCAUUAAUAGCUGUAAUGAGACACACGUGUAAAGAGACGUUAUUUAUUUUCGUGUAAGGAUGCAUGUGUAUGUUAUGUUGCAUUUAACGAGGACCUAGCGCGUCAACGCUGAAUCCACGGAUUCCAUAAUAGUUAGGCUAAAUAACUUAGAAUUGUCAAUUCGGAGGGGAACCACGGAAACUCCUGUUCAGCGAAAAGACUAUUCUGUAUAUAUACACAUAUAUAUAUAUAUAUUUUUUCCUUGGAAACGAAUGGAACGCGUGAUACUGUAUACUGUAAAUUACGCUAUGCGUUUGCUAGCUUCUCAACGUGGGAGGUAAUCUGUGAAUAAUCGCAGUCGGAAUUUCACGAGGAAAAUAUUUUUUAUUUUUAUUUUCUUCUGUUUUUAAUUAUCGAAUAACGUUGCUUGAUUGUUUGAUGAUCACUUUGUCAAUUCUUCUCGUAGCUUCGCUAGUGUUCGUGUUCUAGAUAUGAUUGUUGAGACAACGGUUGUUGCGCUAAUAAGCAUGUCCUUCAUGACAAUAGUAGAUAAUGUAUAAUACGUAGAUGGUAAUUAUUGUUUAAGUUACUUUUUUUUAAAUAUCCAUUGACCAUUUUUUGGGCCAAAUCGCAGACCGAAGAGCAGCAUUUGCAUUAUUAAAAUCAUAUUUGUAUACCUGGUACUUAGCGACUGCGAAUGAGAAAUAUUAGACAUUGAUAGUGACCCACGUUGGAAGAACGGAAUUAUAACCUUCUUUUGGAGUUUGAGUGAAUUCGAGAGUAAGUUUAUCUAUGAUAACCUAAGUCAAUGUAGAAUAAAUUCAAUAUUUUAAACAUGCCUUAUUUUUUUUUGUAGGUUUUUCAUUAGCUCUGCGUUAUAAUCUGAAAUGCAGUUGUCGAUCUACGACAUUUUUAUUCAUAUAUUCGAAACACUUCGCUAGUCCGUUUUACAUUAAGUAUAUGAGUAGCUGUAAUUAUGAAAAUAAGAUGCGUUCGCUAUUGUAAUGAAUAUCGAAGGUUGUUUUUAAUCGUUAGUCUAACUCUGGCGAUAGGGUAAACGAAAUUUUUUGCAAAAUUUAGUAUCUUGUAUAUAUAAAUAAUCUUGAAAAAUGAAAAAAUGUAGUUUGUGCAUAGCAUAGAUUCUGAGACGCUACAUAUUUCCUUUUUGUUAACAGAGUUGUUUAUGCAAUCAAUAUCCAACCAAAUCUAUGUAAUCUGAUCCAAACCACACAAUGCAACUUUAUUCUUUAGACGUGGAGUUUACUGUCAGUGCAAAUAUGCAUUAACGUAUUGUUUGUAAUUUUUAUAGAUAGUAAAUGUAAUCACACAUUCUCCAAAUAUUUAUUUCUGCCAAAGACAUUAAACAGAUUUUAUGUAAA